Molecule: messenger RNA, 2802 nt
Organism: Linum trigynum
Lineage: Eukaryota; Viridiplantae; Streptophyta; Magnoliopsida; Malpighiales; Linaceae
Source: the annotation of a GenBank genome assembly
AAUAAAUAUUAUUUUCGUGCCAUGUCCGUUCUUAUACUCAAUAAAGUCUCGAAAAUAUUGGCCCGAAACGGCCCACUUAUAUACCAUGUCGUGCCUUUGCUCGUGCCCAUGAAGUUUAGGCACGGCACGGCCCAUAAAUUAUUCGUGCUCGAGCCGGACUGGCCCAUUUAUUUCGUGCUCGUGUCGUGCUCUAAUCGUGUCGUGCCGUGCUAGACCGUGGACGACACGACCCGGUGCCCACUUACAAUCAUGAUAUACAAAAUGAAGUACCGAAUAAAAGUUAAGAUUUUAGUAAACAAUCUAGCUCGAGCUCGACUCGACUCGGACUCGUUUAUUAACGACCCAAGCUCAAACUGAGGUAAAAUUCAACUCGGCUCGGCUCAUUUGUAGCCCUAAUUGGAGGAAGUUUCUUAAGAAGGGUAUCCACCGGACGAAGGGGAUACGGGAUUACCUCCAUUGGAUCCAUUGGAGGUAGUAGGUAUUUUCUCUCUAUUAUUUAUGAUUAUUCGGUAUUUGCUUGGAUUUUCAUGAUGAAGCAGAAAAGUGAGGCUUUCACGAAGUUCAAGCAGUGGAAGACAUUGGUGGAGAAUCAGACCGGGAAGAAGAUCAAGAAGUUGUGAACGGGCAAUGGUCUGGAGUUCUGCAGUUCUUAGUUCAAUGAAUUCUGCAAGGAUAAAGGGAUUGUCUGUCAUCGGACCGUUAAAGAUACACCUAGCAGAAUGGCGUUGCAGAAAGGAUGAACCAUACAUUGUUUGAGAGAGCACGGUGCAUGCUCUCUAAUGCUGCACUAGAGAGAAGAUUCUAGGCAGUGUAGUAAACAUGGUGUGCUUCCUAAUCAACCGUGGACCUCAAACAUGUAUCGAGUGUAAUACUCCCUAUGAAGUGUUCUAUGGUAAGACUGCUGAUUACUCUACACUGAAAAUUUUUGGGUGUCCUGUUUAUUAUCAUGUGGAUGAGGGUAAACUCAACCCAAGGGCAAAGAUAGGUGUAUUUGUGGCUUACGAAGAUGGAGUUACGGUAUUUCCAUUUUGGUCACCUUCUGAGCAUCGAGUUAGUUAUACUCUGUAGAAAUGUGAUAUUUGGUGAGAAGUCUAUGUUUAACCCCAUGUUGAAGGCAACUGUUGUUGAAGGUAGCAAGAAUGUUGAUAAGCAGGUAGAGCUCCAAAGUCUCAAAGAGAGUGAGUUUGAGAACGAAAGUGGAGAAGAUCAACAUGAGGAUGUUUCUGCAGAGCCAGUAACUUCAGAGUCCAGUGCACGAGCUCAACAGUCUAUGGUUUUCGGUAGACCGAAGAGAGCGAAUGCAGGAAUACCUCCAGAGAGAUAUGGCUUGGAGGAUAUGGUGGCAUAUUAAUUUCAGAUUGCUAAAGAAGUGGAUGCAGGUGAACACAGCCCUAUAGAGAAGGCAUUUCAUGUGGCGAAGCUGAUUAGUGGCUUGCCACAAUGGGAGAUGAGAUGGAAUACAAUGAUAGGAAUCAUACUUGGGAGCUAGUCAAACAACCACAGGGAAGGAAGGUUGUUACAAACAAGUGGAUCUACAAGAAGAAUGAAGGAAUCUCUUCUGAAGAGGGCAUUAAAUUUAAAGCUUGAGUGGUUGCACGAGGCUUUUAUCUGAGGUAAAGAGUUUACUACAAUGAGAUUUUCUCACUAGUGGUCAGACAUACUUCGAUCAAGGUGCUACUACCAAUAGUGGCACAUUAUGACUUGGAGUUCGAGCAGCUAGACGUGAAGACAACUUUCCUACAUGGAGAGUUGUAGAAAGAAAUUUACAUGACUCAACCAGAAGGAUUCCAUGUUCCACGAAAAGAAGACUAUGUUUAUAAGUUAAAGAAGUCCUUGUAUGGACUUAAGCAAUCUCCAAGGAAGUGGUACAAGAUAUUGGAUAGUUACACGGUUGAGCUGGGCUACUACAGAAGUCCAUAUGGUUGUUGUGUGUAUCUCAUCAAGGUGGAGGAUGGUUCGAUGAUCUAUCUUGUUCUGUAUGUGGAUGAUAUGAUCAUAGCUGCAAGGUCGAAGUCUAAUAUCCAGAAGUUAAAGGGGCUUCUAAGUGCUAAGUUUGAGAUGAAGGAUUUAGGAGCUGCUCAAAAGAUCUUGGGUAUGGAGAUUUAUAGGGAUAGUUUGAAGAAGAAGCUUUUCUUAUCACAGAAGAGCUACAUCCAGAAGAUACUGUCGAGGUUUGGUAUAUCUUCAGCAAAGCCCUUGAAUACUCCUAGUGCUUCAAAUGUUCAUCAAUCCUCAGCUUAUGCACCAUAGUCAGAGGCUGAGAAGGAAUACAUAUCGAGAGUCCCAUAUACUAGUGUAGUAGGUAGCUUGAUGUACGCUAUGGUAUGCACUAGCCCUGAUCUUGCACAUGUUGUUAGUGUUGACAGCAGGUUCAUGAUACAACCUGGGGACUGGAAGUCACAGGGGUCUCGCUGCCCGGUCAGCGAGUUGGGUCCAGGGGCAACACCCUGAUCAAGUUUGGGCCUGGUCUGUAACUUUUUACUUUACCAUAUUGAAUUAGGUUUAGACCCACAUGGAGAAGUAUAAAUACUACUCGUCUCCUCUGUAAUCUGUAAUCUCCUCGAUAUAGUGAAACUGGACUCUCCUGCCCGUGGACUAGCUAACACACAUUUGUGUUAGUGAGCCACGUAAAUCGUGUGUCAUGUGCUUCCAUUUGUUCAUUUUUUUGCUUUGUCGAUUCGGAAAUUUUACGAUCUGUAGCAGCGCAGUUAUAACACAUGAGCAGCAUUACCUUCCUCCAAGUAUUAAGUAUAGCUAGGGUUAGACCCUUCACAAAGCAUGUAACAAAUAUUGUUAAAUGCC